Cicer arietinum (chickpea) is the source of this 1418-nucleotide messenger RNA. RefSeq names its product GDSL esterase/lipase At2g04570-like. Lineage: Eukaryota; Viridiplantae; Streptophyta; Magnoliopsida; Fabales; Fabaceae. Gene Ontology annotation, molecular function: hydrolase activity, acting on ester bonds. The record is from RefSeq and is a predicted model, not a curated record.
UAACCAAUUUAUGGUACCCAACAACUUAUUCACCCAAAAUUCAAAAGAUCAAACCUUGCAUUAAUAUACAAACUCCUAACCAAUAUUUAUUUCAUCACAAGUCCACCCCUUUAACAUACAUACACUCCAUCCAUAGUCACGUACUCACUCUAAAAUUAACACAAUGGAAUGGAAAAUGUUAAAGCUACUAACAUUAUGGUCCCUUCACAUUUUAUGUCUCAUUUUGCUUCAUAUGAAAAAAGCAAAUGCAGAGGUUCCGGCCAUAAUUGUGUUCGGCGACUCCUCCGUUGACGCCGGGAAUAAUAACUACAUUCCGACGGUUGCACGGAGCAAUUUUCAGCCAUAUGGACGUGACUUUUACGGUGGACAAGCCACCGGAAGGUUCUGCAAUGGAAGAAUACCAACUGAUUUCAUAUCAGAAGAUUUUGGUAUAAAAAAAUAUGUGCCUGCAUAUUUAGAUCCUAAGUAUAAUAUUUCAGAUUUUGCUACUGGUGUCAGUUUUGCUUCUGCUGCUACUGGUUAUGAUAAUGCAACUUCAGAUGUACUUUCUGUGAUACCAUUAUGGAGGCAAUUAGAGUACUACAAGGACUACCAAAAGAAUCUGAGUGCAUAUCUAGGCGAAACCAAAGCAAAAGAUACCAUUUCCAAAUCAAUACACCUUAUGAGUCUAGGAACAAACGAUUUCCUAGAGAAUUACUAUACCAUGCCUGGUAGGGCAUCACAAUACACACCUCAGCAGUAUCAAAUUUUUCUUGCUAGUAUAGCUGAGAAUUUCAUAAGGAAGCUAUAUGAUCUUGGUGCUAGGAAGAUAUCCCUAGGAGGGUUACCUCCCAUGGGAUGCUUGCCAUUGGAGAGAACCACAAAUAUUAUGGGUCAAAAUGGGUGUGUUUCCAACUACAAUAACAUAGCACUUGAGUUCAAUGAUAGACUCAAGAAUUUAACCACUAAGCUCAAUCAGGAGCUCCCUGGGAUGAGAUUGGCGUUUUCAAAUCCAUAUUACAUUAUGUUGCUAAUCAUAAAAAAACCCGACCUCUAUGGGUUUGAAUCAGCCUCAGUGGCAUGUUGUGCUACUGGAAUGUUUGAGAUGGGUUAUGCAUGCAGCAGGGGUCGCAUGUUCAGUUGCACAGAUGCUUCCAAAUAUGUGUUUUGGGACUCUUUCCAUCCCACAGAGAAAACAAAUAGUAUCGUUGCAAAGUAUGUGAUGGAUAAUGUGUUAGCUCAGUUUUUAGAAUGAAUUUUUACAAUAAAAAAUAGUAUUACUUGUGGAGUUUUACUUAUGUAUCGUAAUCACACCACUUUAGCACGUUCACCAUAAAAUGGCAUUUAGGCUUUCUAUUUAUGGUUGUAUGUUGAUGUGUGUAUAUAUAUAUAUAUAUAAGAAUGUUAAUACAGCACUUUCAUCAUAAAAUGUGCUGAUA